This is a messenger RNA of Pieris rapae (cabbage white), 1833 nucleotides long. RefSeq names its product E3 ubiquitin-protein ligase TRAIP. The transcript has 8 exons. The coding region runs from base 173 to 1417 and encodes 414 amino acids. The record is from RefSeq and is a predicted model, not a curated record. NCBI's taxonomy places the organism in Eukaryota, Metazoa, Arthropoda, Insecta, Lepidoptera, Pieridae.
AUUUGUAUAGAACUUAAACUUUUGUUUAAAAUGCGAAAAUUUAGUAAUAGAGGGUAUUUACUAUUUUUUUAUAACGUUCGUUUUUGAGCGUAGUUUUCUCUUUGUCGUUGUAAUAAAUUAUUAACCUCAUUUAUGAUUUAAACAUUACGUUGGAAUAUAUAUCAGUAAUAAAAUGCACUUAUUGUGUACAAUCUGCAGUGAUUUAUUAAACCAAUCUGAAAAUAUCUAUGUGAUCAAGUGUGGUCAUUUGUUUCACUAUCACUGUAUAAAACAAUGGAUAAGCAGAUCGAAAUCAUGUCCUCAAUGUCGUAUCAAUGUAACAGAAAGGUGCAUGUUCAGGCUUUACCCAACCAUUUCAAAUGAUGUUACUGUUGAAGAUGUCACAACAUUGCAGUCAAGACUGGAUGAUUUACAACUGCAAUUACGACAGGAAAAAUCAAAAUGCAACGAAAAAGAUAAUCAAAUUAAAGAAUUUAUUCUUAAUUUAAAAAAGAUAGAAGAUUCGCUGCAAAGUUCUGAAAAAAAGUUGGUUGAGAAAACAUCUGCUGUUAUAGCUCUAAAAGAUCAAUUAAAAUAUGUCCAAAUACAAAAUAAAGAGGUUCACAAACUAAAGUCUGAAAAUGCAGAACUUAAUAAAUAUGUCAAGACAUCAACUGAACUUAACAAAGUAUUGAAUGCGUGUUACGAUGAGGUGGAAAAAAUGAUACAAGAUUACGCGGACAUACGAACUUUAGCUACAUUUGCAACAGCAUUGAAACGAGCAUUAUGUGAUUCGGAGAAAAAGAAAAAACAAUAUUGGGAGCAAGUACACCUAUUAAAGCAAAAGUUGGCAAGUGAAAAGGCUACAGUGCAAACUCUUCAAAGCAAUUUAGACCAAUUGAUGUCACUUAAUGUUACCCUGACGCCACACGAUGCACCAAAAUUGACGCAAUUCGAAAGUAGAGCAGAACCCGAGAAUACUGAUAGCUUCAAACGGGAAGUUGUGGCUCCAGGACCUUCGGUGAAUUCAAUAGUAAAAUCGGACUCGCCAUACUUAUCGUUGAAGCAAAGUAGCCUUCCCUUAACCGCCCUGCAACGGCGACCGAAACAACAAUUACUCGAUAAAAAUCUUAAGCCAUCAGAAUUUGCACUAUUUAACUCUAUAAAAACGACAUGCCAAAAGUUUAAAGAACAAGAGAAAGAUAGCAUUUUCCACAAAAAGGAAAAGCCAGAAGCAAAUUUUUUUAAAGAAAAUGUAACGGAUAUGGACACUUCGUACGAUGGGCUUGGGGGUCAUUCUAAAAUGGACAUAUUUCCACAGCCAAGUACAAGCAAUACGACACGUAUUCCCAAAAUAUCUGCGAAACAUAAGCUAAAACGUCCCAAUAGUCAAGACCUAAACGAGGUAUCAAUCAAUAAAUACUUCAAAAAGUUAUAAAUAGUUAUAAGUAGAUUUUAUUUUAUUUUAUCAAUGCUAAAUCAAAGUUAAGAAAUCAAUGUGAUCUAAAAUAGAAAAAUAUAAUAUAUUGUAAAAAUAGAUUGAGAUUGCAACAUCUAAAGAAUGACAAUGACCUUAAGUUGCCUUGGAAGAAAUAUAUUUUUCUAUAUAUUUUGCUAGAUAUAAAAAGAAGAAAAAGGUGAUUUCUUAUUUGUACCUGUAUUUGCCAUUUAAUUUUAACAUGUAAUAUUUUCUUCAUGUAUAUCUUUGUUAUGAAGUUAUGCUAUCCGUCUAUAAAUUUAUUUGUAUAAGGGCCUGUUUCACAAUGUAUGGAUAAAGUGCCAAAUAGCUAUGCAACACAUAAAUUAUUCGAAAGAUAAAAGUUCCAAAUAAGAUACUUCGAAUUUCAUGACGUA